Messenger RNA from Acanthosepion pharaonis, 531 nucleotides. The record is from the annotation of a GenBank genome assembly. NCBI's taxonomy places the organism in Eukaryota, Metazoa, Mollusca, Cephalopoda, Sepiida, Sepiidae.
AUGCUAACCUUCAUAUGUCAUAGUCUUCUGUAUCACUUGAAUAUCUUUCUUUCUUUCUUUCUUUCUUUCUUUCUUUCUUUUCAUUAUAAUAAUCAUUCUGUCCAAAAUCUUCUGUCCUUGAAUAUCUUUCUUUCUUUCUUUCUUUCUUUCUUUCUUCAUUUCUUUCCUUCAUUUAUAUCUUCUGUUCUUUUAUCUUUCUUUUCUUUCUUUCUUUCUUUUCUUUCUUUUCUUUCUUUUCAUUAUAAUAAUCAUUCUUCUUCUGUAUCACUUGAAUAUCUUUCUUUCUUUCUUUCUUUCUUUCUUUCUUUCUUUCUUUCUUUUCAUUAUUUAAUCAUUUUUGGUAAUUCCUUCCUUCCUUCAUAUGUUUCUGUAUCUUUAUCUUUCUUUCUUUUUCUUUCUUUCUUUCUUUUCUUUUCAUUUCAUUAUAAUCAUUCUUCUUCUGUAUCACUUGAAUAUUUCUUUCUUUCUUUCUUUCCUUUCUUCAUUCUUUCUUUGGUAAUUCUUUCUUUUCAUUUCUUCUGUAUCACUUGA